UUUCAGUGCUCAAUAUGUCAUGAGCAGGACGAUUGUCAGAGCCCCUUGCACGUAUAUAAGGUGCGUGAGACCAAGGACCUAGAAGUGGGAACCUGACGCAACAUGGCUUUACAACCCAACCUCCGCCCCCUCAUUAUCGCGGGUUCGCCAGACGCGCCGCAUACGCUGGACUGUUUCCUUGAUUAUGUCUGCUCCUAUAGCACAAAGCUCGGCAACACCAUAGAGAACGUGCUAAAGCCCCUGUUCGAUCCGAAUGGGAACGGAAAAUACGCCGGGAAAGUAAAGGUCAUCUUCCGAAACCAAGUGCAGCCGUGGCACGGCACGUCCAUCCUUUUGCAUGAAGCCGGCCUCGCGAUGGUGCGCGUCGCGCCCGAGCAGCUUUGGCCGUUCUCGCUCGCCAUAUGGGCUCACCACAGGGAAUAUCAUGACUUGCCUGCCGCAGACAUGACCCCUCGCCAAGUACGCCACAAGAUAGCCGAUCUGGCUGUACAAUUUAUCGGCGAGGGGAAGCGUCAGGCCUUCCUCGACCUCCUAACGAACAGCGAGGCGCAACCCAAUUAUGGCGUCGCAGUGACCAAUGAUCUCAAGUACACAGUUCGUUUCAGCCGCCAGAAUAGCAUUCAUGUCUCACCAACAGUGCUCUUUGACGGGGUAGCAGCGCCUGAGAUAUCAAGCUCCUGGGGGGAGAAGGAGUGGCUGGAAUGGCUUGGAAAGAAAGUGACGGUCUAGGGGUAGCAUGGGAUGCCUUGGUACUUGGCAUAAAUGUUUGUUCAAUGUUUUACCCUCCUCAAACAAGGAAGAGUCUGUUCAGAGUUAGCUUGCAGCUGUCAAAAAAACU
Phanerochaete carnosa HHB-10118-sp is the source of this 838-nucleotide messenger RNA. RefSeq lists its product as uncharacterized. The transcript has 5 exons. Lineage: Eukaryota; Fungi; Basidiomycota; Agaricomycetes; Polyporales; Phanerochaetaceae. The record is from RefSeq and is a predicted model, not a curated record. The coding region runs from base 103 to 729 and encodes 208 amino acids.